Messenger RNA from Lutra lutra (Eurasian river otter), 6701 nucleotides. RefSeq names its product coiled-coil domain containing 57 (gene CCDC57). NCBI's taxonomy places the organism in Eukaryota, Metazoa, Chordata, Mammalia, Carnivora, Mustelidae. The transcript is spliced from 23 exons. The record is from RefSeq and is a predicted model, not a curated record. Bases 3256 to 6303 code for a protein of 1015 amino acids.
AAAAAGAAAAGAAAAGAAAAGAAAGGCCUUGCGGCACUACAUGACUUUAAAAAAAUAAAUAAAAAAUAAAUAAAAGCUGUGAGUUUAUGUUGCUAUCUCCAGUCAGCUACCCCAAGGUUCGUUCUAUGUUCUUUUUCCUCUUUAAAUCUGGUUCCUGUUGUCACUGUGUUUACUUACGUGCUCAAUCCUGGACCACACACGGGGGAAUUUCGGAAUCGCCAAUCCGUACUUCUGUGAAAACCACGUUAGCUAGAAUGUAGUAUUUGCGUGCAGUUGUUUUGUUUUUAUCCUUAGAAGAUAGAGUCCAAAUAUGUUUUUACCAAGUUAUUUUGGUGCACGUACGCGGGUUUUUUCAUGUAUGUUAAUCUUUUGUCGUGAAGUUAGGUUCGCUUUUUCUGUUCAUCUCUCAUUGUGAGCCCUUACGGAUUUGGAGUUUCGGUUUGUGAACCGUGUUGUUCUGAAAGCCAGUGGCUUCCCGGGCGGCCGGCCGGCUCAGCGCAGGGAACACUGCUCCUGAUCCCAGGGUCAUGAGUUUGAGCACCACGCUGGGUGUGGAGAGCACUUAAAUACGUAAAUAAACAACAGAAACGUCAACAGCUUUUAACUGUAAGCUGAUUCAACUUCCCUUCCACUUUAUUUCUCAUUUACUCAGUUUUUACUUGUUUUCUGUUAUUGUUGGCAAAGGGAUUUGGCAGAUGUACGUGCCAACAACAGAGCACUUCCCACCCCCCCCCACUCUAGUGGUGCCCCCGACCCCAGCAAGUGCCACUGGUGGAAUUAAGAUCCAUUUUGGCUCCUGUCUCUUAUUUCCAAUUUUGCAGAUGGUUGUGGGACUAUUUUUGGCAGUCAGUGAAGCAUGGGAAGAAAGGCUUGUGGUCACAGGCCCAUGAUUUUCAUGCCCUGGAUGUGCCGGAAGAGGCCACGUAUGGAGUUCAGCUCAGAUAGCCCACGCUGCGUCCCAGCGUGGGUGCAGAACCAGAGAUGAGCCACCUCUGCACUUUCCUUCAAGUUCCACAAAAAUGUCUUGCAAAUUAAACUCACUACCUGUGUUUAUAGAGCGACGAGGGAACACUCCUUAAUGAGGUCCGUUUGGGUUCUUCCACGUUAGGAGUGGCGGGGCCCAUCUUACUGGUGGCCGAGUCCAGAGCCUAAGGCAGCCGGGGCCGCGGUCCUCAGGAAGGCGGUGAACGGGAACCUCUGCUUUGGACAGCUCUUUGCUCGGCCAGAGUGCCCAGUCGUCCCGUUCGUAAGCGUCUAGUGACCAGCUUCCCCUGCACAGACGUUCCCUUGUGUAAGCUGUAGUGUCUGUAAGUGCUUAUGCUGUAACGUGGUCAUUUGAGCAACGCUUUCCCAGUUAAGUACUCAUCAGAUGUUUAUUGUAAAACAAAAAUUGUAAAACAGUUGCUCCAAAUCUGGUCAGCCCCGCAGUGCGAAUAAUUCUAGUGUCAUAUCUGCCCAUCGGGUAACUUGCGGGCUCAUCUCUGAUGGGUUUUACUCGAUGGUCUGGUCCCCUGGGUGAGUGGUAAGAUUAACCCAUGGGACAGGAACACCCUGUCCUACUCCUUCCCUGUUUGUCCAGCAUCUAGACCGCGCAGGAGGGCUGGGCACAGCCCCAGGACACAGCACGCCCCCUGCAGAGCCCCCGUGCUUGGGAAGCUCUGCACCUCCCAUGUGGUUCUUUGUGGUUCCCUGGGACUUACCUUUGUCUCGAGCUCUGUCCUCCUAACCGUGGCGCCAGCUGUCAGAACACCUGGCAUGGGCUCCCCUGGCAGCUCUGGCCACCUCUGGCUCCCCCCGAAGUUGCUAGGACUCGUCGGUAUCUCCCAUCGUCGGGAAGUGCCCGCUUCUGAGCCUCUCUUACCCUGUGCUCUGUGCAAGGUGCGCCAAGACCCAGGUGUUGCCCCCACCUUGCCUCCGACAAGGCCGCCCCUCCCGUUGGGCACCCGCUGCAGGCCGCUGGCGAGGCUCGGGUGAGCGAGCCCCAAGCCGCUCCACACUCCUGGCGGCCCCUGGGGUGCUUUUGUGUGUGUUGCUGCCUGAGGUCAUCUUCCAGACGGGGCCGCUGCUGCCUACAUCCGAAUGGGGGCUGCAGGCCUUCCAUGCAGGGGAGACCGUGGCUUUCACGAGGCGUUCUUUCCAUCUUCCUGACCCUGGCGAUUUCCAGGCGCUAGGUCUGAAAUGAGGGUUAGAAAGCUCCGUGUUUCACACACACGGAAGUCAGUGAUGGUGUGGCCCCGCAUGGCCCUGCUCCGUCCCCUGCUUCCCCCCGCCCCGUCCCCUAGAACACUGGGAACGCCAUGCGCAAAGCCAGGGUAACGGUGCGUCUCUCCCCUCAGUGGGAUGUCUGUAGUUUCCCCAGAAGCUUCACGCCAUCCCUCCUGAAAACUGGACGCUUGCUGGGGACAUCCGCUGGCCGACCCGUUGGGUCCAUCUGACUCUGUGACGUUUAAAGCCGAUUGUUGUCAGCCUCAGGGCUUUUAGGAUCAUCCUUUGGUGAGAUCACCCAGCAGCAGGGCACAGGCUGCUCUGUGAUGAGGGAAGGGGUGUGCGCCGUUGCAGGGCGGCUACCAGUGGAUGCUGCACCAUCUGAGCUGCUCGCUCCCGAGGAGGGAGCUGUCCCGGGACUCCCCGAAUACUGUCCCAAACAGGUUGAACUUUACCUUGAGAAUGGCCAGAGCCAUGUCCAGACACCGUACAGACAUGGUAUCCCGUGGUCGGCUCUCUGGAUUACGGGAGUACCCCUUAACUUCAGGAGUGAAACGACACUUCACGUCCCUGAAGACGUCGUACGGCCGGUUCAGAGCGUGACCGCUUACUGGAGAGUUCUCGAGUUAGCGUGAAGAACGCCAAAGCAGGAGCCCUGAGUUUCUCUUGCUCCGGUUUCUGAGUUUCUGUCUGUAUUUGCUGUAUGCUGACAAGGUGGCUGCUGUGGGGGUCCCCUCAGGAGCGGCUCCGCUGCACUUCUGUGACCCCGUUUCAGAGUGUCCCUGCAGGGCUCUCGAGUCCCGCCCACUGGUCUCCCCCGGUCCCAACCACAAACGAAGAAGAAAGUAUCAGUCCGGUGGAUUGGAGAUCAAGAGGCGAGGAAGCGGCUCGUGAGUGCUGAAUCUCCUGGACACCGAGGCGGGUGCCGCGUGGGGCCCGGCGGCUCUCGGAGGCUGGCGGGCUCCAGCACUCGCUCACAUCCUUCGCGGCCACGUUUUCUCAUCCCUUCGGGAGCCUGUUCGGAAGGACCCAGCCCUUGUCGCCGCGCCGAUGCUGCCGCCCACGGAGCAGGCCCUGAGCCAGCUGCUGGCCCGCAAGGAGGAGGAGUGGCGAGCGCCGCGGGCCCAGCGUGGCCGGCUGCAGGAUGCGGAGCUGCAGGAGGCGCACAGCCGGCUGCACCAGGCGCAGGGGGAGCUGCGGAGCCUGCGGGAGGACUUUGUCCACAACCUGCGGGUGCUGGAGGAGCGGGACCUCGAGCUGGAGCGCUACGACGCGGCCUUCACCCGGGCCCAGGGGCUGGAGGAGGCUCAGCGGGCGGAGGUGAGCGAGCUCAGGGUGGAGGUGGCCCGGCUGCGGCAGGCACUGGCCCGAGAGGCCCGGUGGCGGGAGGACGUGCUGCAGCAGCACCGGCUGACACUGCAGGAGCACCGGCGGGAGCUGGAGCGCGUGCACAGUGACAAGAAUGGCGAGAUGCACCAGCAGCGGCAACAGUGCGAAAGCCUGAACCGGCAGCUGGAGAGAAAGCUCGCGGAGCUCGAUGGCCAGCUAGCUCUGCAGAGGCAGGAACUGCUGCUGGAAUUCAAGUCAGAAAUGCAGAAGCGGGAGCGGGGGUUCCGCCUACAGGCAGACAGCAUGAGCACCGUGGUCUUGACUCAUGAGCUCAAGGUGAAAGUGUUGAACGAGGAGCUGGUGGCUGUGAAGGCGGCAGCCGCCCAGGCCGCGGAGUCGCUGCGGACCGCGGAGGCCGCCGGCGCGGGGCUGGAGGACGAGCUGCGGCGCAGGGACCGGGAGCUCAGGGACGUGGCCGCCGCCAAGGAUGCCCGGAUAAAGGACUUAGAGGACAGACUGAACUGUGUGCAGCUCUCCAGGAAGAAAGAAGAGGAGGUGGCCAGGAGGAAGCACGACGAGCUGGACCGUCUGGCCAGGGAGAGGGAUGCGGCGCUGGUGGCUGUGAAGGGCGCCCACGCGGAGCAGCUGCAGGCCCUGGAGGCCCGGGCCCGGGAGGUGCAGGCCCGCUGUGAGGCCCUCGAGCUGCAGCUGCGCCGGGCUGAGUGGAGGCAGGGGGACACGCUGAGAGAGAAGGACGCCGCCCUGGACAGACUUCGGGAAGACGCGUUGGCUCUAAGAUCCGGCUGGGAUGCCCAGAUCGCUGAGCUGUCCAAGGAGAUGAUCUCCAAGGACCUCCAGAUUCAGUCACUGCAGGCAGAGGCAGUGGAACUCAAGGCACAUCUGGCCAGAUGUCAGCAGGACAUUGGAAGGUACAAGCAGCAGCUGUCCGCAGCCGAGGAGAGGGAGCGGGGCCUGGAGCGCGAGAAGGCGCAGCUGGAGCUGGACUGGCGGCAGCGCUGUGACACCGUGGAGAGGGACCACUACCACAAGGCCGAGGACCUGAUUCGGGCCCUGAGCGAGGCACGGGAUCAGGCGGCUGCCAAGCUCCAGGAGACAGAGCGGACACUGCGUGACCAGGAGGGGGUGCUCAAGGCCUUGACGCUGGAGAGAGACCAGGCCGUGCAGGCUUUGAGGACACGCGGCCUCCUUCCCGAGGAGGUGCAGGUGCUCCUCGGGCAUCGGGAAGAGGAAACAAGGGCAAGUUUUCCGUCCAGUGAGGUGCAGAGGCUCCAGGAGCAGAACAGAAGCUUACGAAGGGCCAUCGUGGAGAUGAGGAAAGAAAUGGAGACUCUGAGUGACCACGUUCCUCCUCCUGCCCUGUCGGGGGUUCGGGCCUCCGACACAGAGCAGCCCCGUCCAAGCCCAGAGGCAGCAGCUGAGGCGCCUGAUCACGUUACGGUCCUUGAAACAGAAAUACGAAAUCUAAAGCAUAAAUUUAAAGCCUUGGAAGAACAACUAGAAGAUGUGUUCGAUCCUUUAAAGACGUCCUCCUCUUACACUGACUUUCAACCCAGCGUCCACACCUCGGCCGAUCGCACAGGUGGGUCAAGAGAGAGAUCACAAGCAGGCGGUGCGGGGGAAGCAGGAGGAGCUGUGCCGGCCGAAGGUGCCCCCGUUGGGCUAGCGCUCGGGAGGCUCCGAAACAGGGCACAUGUCGUGAACCGCCUGGUGUCCCGACUCAGGCAGAAGGUGCAGCGACCCCUGGACGUGGACACCGUCCAGCACGAGCUUCCCCGUGAGGUGGACCAGGUGUGCCAGCAGGUCUCGGAGCUGAGGAAGCAGGUGUUUGAGCUUGAGGAGCACCUUGGGAACAGGCCGCUGUUGCCCACCUUGGACGAAGUGGCCCUUGGGAGGGAGAGCCCCACAGACCAAAGACCCAGAGCGACUGAGGACCAGGGGCCACAGCCCCCACAGGCCUUGUCUGUGCCCCGACUCCAGAGGAAACUAAAGGAGGCCACCCGAAAAGCCCUCCGCCUCUGCCUGGAGAAGGAACAGCUCCUGGAGAUGGGGAACAGACUCCGCGCAGAGCUCGGCCGUCGUGCCCUGGGGGAAGCGCCUCAUCACCCCCUGCCCGGCCCCAAGGUCCAGAACCGGAGUGUCACCUGCGAGGCCCCUUUGGGACAACUGCAGCCCCGUUUUGCAGCUCAGGGCUCUGAGAACACCAGGAAGACCCGUGUCUCCGAGCGCUCGGGGAGGGUGCAGCCCCGCCGGGCCCAGACAGCUGGGAGAACCCAGCCUCCGCAGGGCCAGGCCGCGGGAGCAGUGACAAGGUCAGGGCAGCGGCAGCACCAAAUGUCUGCGGCGACUUGCAGAUGCAGUUGGCACAAAGAGAACCGGUCCCCAAAGCCGCGCCCGGCUCACGAAUGCCCCGUGGAGAGUAGGUGCCCGGCUGGGAGCUCCUCCUCGAUGGCCAGCUGUCCCCUCCAGGACACGUGGAAGUUACUGCACCUGGGAUCCAGCCCCUCUGGCCUCACGUCCCAGGACGACUUGGCACCAGAAUGUUUCCAAACAGAGCUCUCUACAGAGAUGACAUCUCAAUCAGAUAAGCACGUUGCCAGGCGGUUCCUCACCAGCGAUCCGAGGAUCCGCGGAAAAACAGAGCCAGCCGCCUCGUGUUCGCAGCCCGAGCGCGCAUGGAGGCCUCUCAGCAGCGGGUCCCUUUCUCAGCAGCUCCCGGAGCUCAGAGGCCGGGGCUCUGCCUUCGGGUGAGCAGACCUGGGCCCACAGACACUAGGUCACCCCCUAAGGUUUCCCAGCUCCCGGUCAGGGGAUCAGGACCAGAGUCCAAGCCGCUGCUCUCUGGACCCUGAGCCCACCGGACCCUGAGCCCACCGGCUGAGGAGAGUCCACGCCACGGUGCCCGUGGACGCCAGGCAUGGAUGGCUGCGCGCAGGCCUCAGAGGGCCGCGCUAACCACCGGGCGGUCCUCCGGGUGGCGGUGGCGGUGGGCCGGUGGCUGGCUCUAGCGAGCCCGUGACACCGUCCCGCGGUUGACCCUCAGUGGCGGAUGGUGCAACGCGCCAGAUCGUCCCAUUUUUCAAGAGAAAAUGGCCUCAGACCAGGGCUGAGGAAAUCUUGCUUUUAUAUAGCAUGUUUUCAUUUUUGAG